Messenger RNA from Aspergillus uvarum CBS 121591, 642 nucleotides. RefSeq names its product kinase-like protein. The coding region runs from base 1 to 642 and encodes 213 amino acids. NCBI's taxonomy places the organism in Eukaryota, Fungi, Ascomycota, Eurotiomycetes, Eurotiales, Aspergillaceae. The transcript has a single exon. The record is from RefSeq and is a predicted model, not a curated record.
AUGGAGAGCCCCGACCCCAGCACUCUCCGCCUCUGCGCCACCGGCGACCGCGGGGUGUGGCAAGUCGGGGCCGACAAGAUCCUCAAAGAAUACCCCAGCGACGACGCCCUCUGCACCGAGGGCGCAGUGAUGAGACUCCUGGCCCAGGACCCCGAGUUCCCCGCGCCGCGCGUCCUGCACGAGUGGGUCGGCAGCAACGGACGGUUCUUCAUCCUCGAAGAGCGCCUGCGCGGCGAAACACUCCAAGACGCAUGGCUGCGUCUGUCCCAGCCACAAAAGCGCGCGAUCGCGGCGCAGGUGGGCCAGGUCCGCCAGCGGCUGCGACGGCUGACCUCGCCAUGCAUCCAGUCGGUCGGUGGCGGCGCAUGCUAUCUGCCCUACGAAUGGGGGUUCCGGACCCGCGCGCAGGGCCCCUUAGGCUCGGACGCGGACCUCCGGGCGGCGAUCCGCUCAUAUCUGACGGGACUCCUGGACCGGGAGCUGCCCGACCAAAUCCUCGAGAACCUGAUGGCGCGCAUGCCCGCGUCCGGGCCGUACAUCCUCACCCAUGGGGACCUCCACAUCAACAAUAUCAUGGUCGAUGCGGACGGGCGGCUGGUCGGCAUCAUCGACUGGGAGUACGCGGCGUACUAUCCCAUCUGA